AUGUACGGACACGAAUCACCGCUCCCUUGGAGCACACCUCCUCGACGGAGAACAACUGCUGCAGGAGCAACAACCAACGACGGCCCAGAUUCAUCAUCAACAAGACGAUUCUCUGCAGGGUUUACCUAUGCUGGAAUGGAUGGUUCUGGUUCAACUUCUUCUGGGGGGUUCACGAAUAUCGCUUCUGGGGGUGCUACAGGAGGACAUACACAUUCCGGAUCGCAUGGUGGCUACUCGUCAAAUGUGCCAGGGGGAAGUGGUGGCGGUGGGGCACCCGUCGAGAGGACAAGCAGAGAUAAAGCAAACCAGAUAGUGCAGGCAUAUUUUGGGAAGGCCGCGAUGGUAAUUUUACACGCAAGAAUGGUCCUGCCCCCAACAUUUUCACCAAAGAGUGGGCAAAAGAAAGUCAACAGAUGGUUUAAUAUCGAGCUUGAUGAGACGGACGCAUUUCGAGAAAUCCUCGAAUUAUGGCGUAAGGGGGAUUGUUUUGAACCAAGACCUCCUCCAAUGAUAAUAGAAACAUACCUAGACGCAACAGAUUUGACAGCAAACCAAUCAUUAGUAAUUCUAGAUGGAGAAGGAAAGAGAUGGAACGUAAAUGAAGCCCUUGAUACAGCUGCAGCUGUGGCCGGAGUAAACAAUACAGAAUCGAGGAAGGCUGGGCGUGGUGGUGGAUCGCGCCACGAAGUGAUUUUGGAGAGGUGGACCGUAGAUUUGAGCCCUCCAUAUGAUAUCGCCCUUGCACCAGAGCUUCCAGUAGUAUAUAAAAAGGGUAUCAUACUCUUCCGUGCAUUGUAUGCUUAUGCAGGACUUAUGCCAACCUGGAAGUUUCGGCGGCGGUUGUCGAAGGUUAAACUCAAUACCAGUACGUUGAAAGUACCACUAUAUGAAGGCGAUAAAGAAGUAACAGAUACAUAUUCUUUCCCAAGGGUCGAAAGUCCAGCGGGGUGUUUUGAUAUAUCUGUGGAGUUUAGGAAAAAUUGCGAGUUUAGGGUUGAUGACUCUGAAGCCCUACUGAGCUCGCAUUUUAUAAAUCUUGAUGAACACUAUUUUCGGCCAUCAUUAACACAAAAAGCCCCUUCACAGCAGCCUCUUGGUUACGCCUCUGUUGGAAAAGAAAUGAAUUCGUUGCCUUCAGCUAAUACUCAUCCACCACCAAGACCGGACUAUAAUCAAACAUAUGGAAGCUUAUCCUCAUUUCAUCAUCAGGGAACAGUUCCUUCGGGUGCUAGCCCGAUAUCCGCUUUGAGAACUGCUGCAGAGCUAGCCGAUAGGGCUUCAUUGAAUAGUUCGCCUAUCGAACGACCUCCCACUGGGCUGCGGUCAAUACAGUGUUCAAAGUCAUCACUUCGAAGCUUUGAGGGUGUACAACGUCGACCUUCAGUAUCUUUUAUGCAGCCAUUCAAAUCGCCUUCAUUGUCAGCUUCGCCCGCAAACUCGGAUCAGGUGGCAUCAUCACCACGCACGUCGUUAAGUCGAAUCAUGACCCCAGUAGCUCCUAGCCAUCGGCAGCGGCCAAGCCUGGGAACGAUGUCGCCAACAUUUAGGAAUUCUCCUGGACUCCCCGAUGGGACACCUAACCAAACACCUAUGCCUGUAUCUUCUUUUCCUGGGUCAUCUCCUCUCGCUCAAGGCCAGCCUAUUACGCGUAUUACAAGCAGUUUCGGCCAACGUCGGCCAAGGAUUAUUUCUGGAGCAAGCCGGACUGAUGAUGACAAUACAAGCAGUGGGAAAGCUAGCUAUAGCUCAUCGGCUGCACCCGGAUCAGGGCUUUAUUUGGACGCUGGGGCCAACUCUACUAUGGACGAGGACCUUCAAAUAAGGGACUUUAUGUCGAUGCUGGCGGACGGCCAAAGACAGACACUCAAGAGUUUUCAACCUAGUGGAAUUGCUGGUGAAGGUUCAAGUAAAAGGGCAGGAAAUGCUUUAUCAAAGUUUCAGAAAAUGAGAGACUCGCAAAGUGCUCUGGCAGACUCAAUGUCUUCGUCCCUAUUGCUGCAGCCUUCACUGGGUUCGCCCUCGACAUCGAGCAGGCACUUGACGAAUGUCCCAGUAAUGGUGCCAUCGACAGCACUCUCAUCAUCUUCAUCCCCUGGAAAACCAAUAUCUCCACACACCCCACACACCCCACACACCCCACACACCCCGGCAAUUCCAUCCCGACUUAGCGAAGGUCUCACUGCACAGUAUGAUCAACGCCGACAUCGUUCCCCGCUCCCGCCCCGUGGGGGGCAGCAAAACAAUAUGGAGAGCGCUAUUGGCGAAAGAAGACAGGAGAUUGACCAAGAGAUGACUACGGCCUCUAAGACAUCACCACUGGAUAUUCCCAAUUCACCCCGUCCCUUCCCACGUAGAUCAAACUCUAUGUCUCAACCGCCCGAAGACGGCGGUGCUUCUCUCGACUUCGAUCCGACUGUCGCAUAUGGUCCAAAUCAGCGUCAGAGUGCUAGUUUAGGGAGUGUAAAUAUGGUCCCACUAAGUCUAAGUCGGCUAUUAGACCUACAAAAUGCGUCUGAAACAGCUAUUUCUGGUAGGGAAGACUCUGGAGAACUUUGUGAUAAUGGCGGCGAUGAUAUUUUGGCAUUUGGACCGCCUGGACCUCCAUCUAUAGAUUCUGCUGAAGGGGAAAGACCUCGAUUCCAGCAGAGGUAUACAAGAGGAAGUACACCUUCCGGCCCUGGAUCUUCUGGUCAAACCUCGCGAGGUAGAUUAAGUCGGGGACAGCCCUCAGCUGGUUCAUCUAGCCUGAUAAGUGAACGUAUUAACAGUGGGGCGCCUGCUAAUCGGAUGAACGGGCCGUCAUCUAUUGAAAGAAGAACGCCGAGCUAUAAUCAGGAUGACGAAUUGCUUUUUGACAUGAGCGACAUGACUGGUACCCAUCAGUCAACAAGGAGGAGCUUAGAACAGGGGAGCGGGGGCAGAGAUGUAUCUGCAAGUUCUCCUGGUAGACGGGGAAGUCGUGGUGGUCUUGGUGGUAGUGGAAGUAUGGGUAGAGGUGAUUGGAGUUGA
This is a messenger RNA of Morchella importuna, 3009 nucleotides long. RefSeq lists its product as uncharacterized. The record is from RefSeq and is a predicted model, not a curated record. The transcript has 4 exons. The coding region runs from base 1 to 3009 and encodes 1002 amino acids. Gene Ontology annotation, biological process: mitophagy; autophagosome assembly; protein localization to phagophore assembly site. Gene Ontology annotation, cellular component: Atg1/ULK1 kinase complex; cytosol; phagophore assembly site. NCBI's taxonomy places the organism in Eukaryota, Fungi, Ascomycota, Pezizomycetes, Pezizales, Morchellaceae.